AUGGGCAACACCGAGAAGCUGAUGCAGCAGAUCAUGGAUCUGAAGUUCACCUCGAAGAGCCUCCAGCGGCAGGCCCGCAAGUGCGAGAAGGAGGAGAAAUCGGAGAAGCUCAAGGUCAAGAAGGCGAUCGAGAAGGGAAACAUGGACGGCGCUCGGAUCUACGCCGAGAACUCGAUCCGCAAGCGCAACGAGCAGAUGAACUAUCUCCGCCUCUCCUCGCGCCUCGACGCCGUCGUCGCCCGCCUCGACACCCAGGCGAAGAUGACAGCGAUCGGCAAGUCGAUGGGCAACAUCGUCAAGUCCCUCGAGUCGUCCCUCGCCACCGGUAACCUCCAGAAGAUGUCCGAGACGAUGGACCAGUUCGAGCGCCAGUUCGUGAACAUGGAGGUCCAGGCCGAGUUCAUGGAGAGCUCCAUGGCCGGAAGCACAUCGCUUUCCACACCCGAGGGCGAGGUCAACAGCCUCAUGCAGCAGGUAGCCGAUGAUUACGGGCUUGAGGUGUCUGUCGGGCUUCCACAGCCGGCGGCACAUGCCGUGUCGGUGAAGAACAGCGAGAAGGUAGAUGAGGACGAUCUAUCCAGGCGCCUUGCCGAGCUCAAGGCCCGCGGCUGA
Striga hermonthica is the source of this 612-nucleotide messenger RNA. NCBI's taxonomy places the organism in Eukaryota, Viridiplantae, Streptophyta, Magnoliopsida, Lamiales, Orobanchaceae. The record is from the annotation of a GenBank genome assembly.